Brassica rapa (field mustard) is the source of this 4167-nucleotide messenger RNA. RefSeq names its product ethylene-responsive transcription factor 4. Gene Ontology annotation, biological process: regulation of DNA-templated transcription. Gene Ontology annotation, molecular function: DNA-binding transcription factor activity; DNA binding. The record is from RefSeq and is a predicted model, not a curated record. Lineage: Eukaryota; Viridiplantae; Streptophyta; Magnoliopsida; Brassicales; Brassicaceae.
CCAACUUAUGUAUCUAACAACAUAUAAAAAUCGAAUGUGGACCUACUUAUUUUUCAAUUGAAUGUAAUUGACUACCUAAUUGAUUGCCACCUAUGCAUUGGGGCCUCUUUUAAUUAAUACAAAAUUGAGGUUACAUCUUUUCAAAUGUUCCUCAAUUAAUAUAUAAGGGAUAUUUAAUAUUUUAAAAUAUAAAAUAUGUGAUACUUCAAUUUAAUCUAUAAAAUAUCCAACCACUUAUUUUAUAUUUUGAAAACUAACUGAGUUAUUUUAAAUAUAUUUCAAAAAAUAAAUAUUCUUGUUCUUAUGCGUUUAGUUGAAAUACACACUAUUUUCAUAUUUUAAACUAAUAUUAGUUUAUUUAAAAUAUGUGACCAGUUAUAUUAGAUAUUUUGAUAACUAACGAGAUAUUAUAUACAUUUUGAUAAUACAUGUCUUAGUUCUUAUGAUCUUAAUUAAAAUACCAUAGGAUGACAAAAAAAAAAUACCACAGAUUCACUUUUCAAGGCAACAUUUUACAUAUCCAAAUUCAGUUUCAAUGAAUAUGUCUGAUAUUUUUCCAUCAUAUCUCAUGUAGUUAUCUGUUUAUGAUCAUGACAAAAUAUAAUUACAUUUUUGAUAAAUUAUAAAGGUUGAUUGACCAAAAAACCGAGAACCACUAUUGGUUGAUGCUAUUAAAAUUAAUGUCAGUUCUAUCCAAUUAUCAUAACUUAUUAAAUUACCAGAAAAUCUUCUUCAGUUUGUCAGUAAAAAAAAUAUACUCAAUAGCAUUAAGAAAUUUAAUUUUGAAAUAAAUAUUCUAAACAUUAUAAUUUUUUUAAAUUUUUUAACUAAUUGAAAAUAGUACAAUAAAAUAUUAUUGGUCAAUCAAUUUACAUUAAAAUUAUAAGUAUCUUAAAAUAGUAAGACAUCUAAAUUAUGAAACGGAAAGGGUAAAUAAAUAUACAUUAUUUAAUUUGUGUGAGAAUGAUUAAAAAAUUAUGAAAGAAGAUAAAAUAUUUAAGUUUUAGUUAACCAGGAAUUGUGUUAUUAAGUUUUAUAGGCAAAAUCUAAACAAUGAAAACUAGAAAAACAAACUUGAGAAAAAGAUAUACGAGUAGGGAUACAAAAUAAACAUAGAUAAAAUAUUCAAUUUAUGAUUUUGGUAAUCUUUAGGGUUUUAAGCAUAAAUUAUUUCUUAACCUUUAUUUUCUUACUGAAUAUACAUCUUGAAUACUAUAAAUACAUUUUAUUUUUAUAUUAAAAACACUAUUUUAACCGUAAAUAUAUCUCUUCAAAUAUAAAUUAUUGCCGAGGAUAAAUUGAAAAGAUACUUGAAAAGAUGCUUUAUAAAGUAUAUUUCACCGAAUAUAUGUUGUUUGUUUGAUGCGUAUUCCAACUAUAUUUUCACUACAAAUAAGAUCAGAUCUAAAUAGUAAUAUAUAAACAUCUAUAACAAUUCACUAAACAAUAAAAUCCAAUAAUUAUGUUCAAAAUAGUUAUUCUUGUUGAUGAUUUUGAUAAAUAUGUUUGAUUUAUUUUCCUUUUUCAAUUUGUACAUGACAGUUUUAUUUAAUUUAAUAAUUUUGUGUUGCCUUAUCCGUCAAUGUUAUUUGUUAUAAUAAUUCUAAUUUAAUCAUUGAUCCGACAAUUUAUUUGACACGCUAAUUUUUCCGUUGACGAAUCCGACAAACAUGUUCGAUCUCUUUCUUCUUUUUUUCUUCGUAUCCGACAAUUUGUCUGAUAUAGUAAUCUUGCGCUGUUAUAGUUGUCAAUGUUGUUAUAAUAAAUUUUAUUUAAUCAUCGUAUCCGACAAUUUUAUUCGAUAUAGUUUAUUUUUGUUGAUGAAUCCGAUGAAUAUCUUUGAUAUUGUUGAUAUUUUAUCGGCUAAUUUUGUCGUUUUAUCCGACAUUUUUAUUUGAUAUAACACUUUUGCAUCAUUAGCCAUAAUGUUGUUUGUUAUGAUCAUUUUUAUUUAAUCAUCGUAUUUGACAAAUUUUUUGUCAUAGUAUCUGAAAAUUUUAUUCGAUAUAACUAAUAGAUUUUAUCUUUAUAUUUUUUUGAAUACUUUCAAUACAAUUUAUAGCUAAUAGAUUUUAUCUUUUUUGAUAGUUUUGAUAUCAUUUUAUAUUAUUUUAAUCAUCUAUUUCUUAACAUAACAAAUUUUAUUCAUCGAUGUAUUUAACGAUUUUAUUUAAUACAAUAGAUAAUCUUUGUAAUUGUGUCUUUAUGUUUUAUUUAAACAUAUUAAAAAGUAAUUAUUGUUAGAGCUGAUAAUUUUUCAGUGUAAUAAAAAAAAUUUAUAUAUGUUUUUAUUUUGUUUGGUAAAUGUGGUUGUGUUAAUUUUCAAUUUUUUGAUACAAAUAUUUUGGAUUUUAUCUUAUUUAAAACUUUGUAUAAUGUAAUAUUUUGUCUUUCUAUUUAUUAAUCUUAUUUGAUAUUGUGAAAGUCCAUUUAGUCUAAUGGUUUGAUUAAGAGUUCAUUAUGCUUCUACACGAAGAUGUAUGGUGUUCAAACUCCAGAAAAUGCAAAUUAUACAGAUUACGGAGAAAAAUGUUAUAAGAGAGCUUCAAAAUGGUUUAGAGUGCACCAUUGACAUAGAUCUCGUAUGACAGUUUAGAGUGGCACAGUCAGACGUGUAUUCUCAUAAACUGGUAGAAAUACCAACAGUAAAAUCGUCUAGUAUUUCUCAUCGCUUAAAUAAUAUAAUUAACCAGAUGUUCAAAAAAAUCUUUUUCGAUAUUUGUUGAAUGUUCUAUAUUAUAGCUUUAGUAUUAACUUUUUACCAAAUAGGCAGGCAAUGAUAAAUAUGUUUCUUCACUUUUAUGUUUCUAAACAUGUGGACAUCCAAAUCAGAUCAUCUACCGGGAAUGAUAUAUAUAUAUAUAUAUAUAUAUAUGGAAGUGAUGUUUUUACUUUUUAUAGAUUUAAUAUGGAUGAAUGAAACAUAGUCUCAAAAUCGUCUCCUACCAAAUUGCAUUAUAAACCCUUGAUAGUAAGUAAUCUUUAGUUCAUUUUAAUCGUCCCAUGUCGUAUUAUGAUAUUUUUUUAUCAACUAUCCAUUUAACUAAAACAAGUUUUGGUUAGAUGAGUUGAUUUUUUGAAGAUUUCCUAUAUUUGUCCGUGUUUUAUCUAUAUGAAAAAAAAAAUAUAGCCUAUGGAUUUUACCGCUUUUGCUAGUGACUGAUGUGCCAAUCCAUCGGAUUCGUAGUCAUGUAAAGUAGGAUUUAGUCAUGUUGUAUUAUGAUCUGUGCAGUCUAUGUUUGAAGAUAAACUUCAAGUUAAGAAAAUAAAAUUCUUACUGUAAAAAGAAUUGCAGGAAAGCAGUAAACACAUGGCUAUAUAUAAGUGGAGGAUACAAAAGGAAACCCAAGAAAACCGGUUCACUGUAAUAAACCAUGUAAGUGACUAUUCACAAGAAAGCUCCCUUAAAAGGAGCGUUCGCUUUACUCUCCCUAUAAAAAGACACUUGUUUUCUCAUUACCACAAGACUCUUUCACCGAUCUUCUCAAAAUGAAAACGGGUUUGAAACCCGACCCGAACCCGGUCGAGAGAAAUGAGAAAGAGGUUCGUUACCGAGGCGUGAGGAAACGCCCAUGGGGAAGAUUCGCAGCCGAGAUCCGAGACCCGGUUAAGAGAACUCGGGUCUGGCUCGGCACAUUCGACACGGCUGAGAACGCGGCGCGUGCCUACGACGCUGCAGCGCGAGACUUUCGCGGCCCAAAGGCCAAGACGAACUUUCCUCCGACGGUUCUUGAGCUUAACGCGAAUAAAGAAGGCCGUUUCGCUCGUAGUCCUAGUCAGAGUAGCACCGUCGACUCCGUCUCUCCUACAGGGAGAAGACUAGCAGCACUUCCGCAGCUCGAGCUCAGCUUAGGAGGUGGUGGCAGUGGCGGUGGUGCGUGUUAUGAUCAGGUUCCCGUUGCGCGUCCUCUUUACUUCUAUAAUAACAUGAAAGCGUUUUCACCGGCUGGUACCUGUGGAGGUGAGAAGAAACCUCAGCCGUUGAAUCUGGAUCUUACCUUAGCUCCUCCGGCGGAAUAGGCCGUAAGGUCCUCCUAGUAUCUUUUUCUAUCUAAGAAAAUCGAGAUAGUAGUUAAAUAAACUGACAUGGAAAGUCGUUAUGUAUAUAUUUUUAUCAACGUAUAACAUAAGAUAUAAACUUUUGUUAUGAUCUUUCUGUUUUUUCGC